Molecule: messenger RNA, 3927 nt
Organism: Metarhizium album ARSEF 1941
Lineage: Eukaryota; Fungi; Ascomycota; Sordariomycetes; Hypocreales; Clavicipitaceae
Product: DNA repaire protein UVS6
Exons: 2
Coding region: 1-3927 (1308 amino acids)
Biological process (GO): telomere maintenance via recombination; chromosome organization involved in meiotic cell cycle; telomere maintenance via telomerase
Cellular component (GO): Mre11 complex; nucleus; condensed nuclear chromosome
Molecular function (GO): single-stranded telomeric DNA binding; G-quadruplex DNA binding; ATP hydrolysis activity
Source: RefSeq, a predicted model, not a curated record
AUGUCGAGAAUCGAUAAGCUCUCCAUUUCUGGGGUCCGGUCUUUUAGUCCCUCUGUCAGAGAGGCUAUACAAUUCAAUACGCCCUUGACCUUGAUUGUCGGAUACAAUGGAUCUGGAAAGACCACCAUCAUCGAGUGUCUAAAGUAUGCCACUACUGGGGAGCUGCCGCCAAACAGCAAAGGUGGUGCGUUUAUUCACGACCCCAAGCUCUGUGGAGAGAAAGAAGUCAUGGCUCAGGUCAAGUUACAAUUUCGCUCCAUCAACGACCGCCAGCAUGUCGCCACCCGCAGCCUACAGUUGACGGUCAAGAAGACGACUCGGUCUCAAAAAACCCUUGAUUGUUCCCUCGUCGUAAUGAACAAUGGCGAGCGAACAACAACCUCGACAAGGCAAGCCCAGCUGGACGAAAUGAUCCCAGAGAGACUCGGCGUGUCGCCUGCUAUCCUCGAUGCAGUCAUCUUUUGUCAUCAGGAUGAGUCUUUGUGGCCACUGAGUGAGCCUGCCGCCCUGAAAAAGCGAUUUGAUGAAAUAUUCGAAGCCCUCAAGUAUACCAAGGCCAUUGACAACUUGAAGGUCCUGCGCAAGAAGCAUGUGGAGCAGUUGGGCCAGUUACAAAACGAUGAAGCACACAACAGAGCCAAUAAAGACCGGGGCGAAAGGGCUGAAAAGCGAAUGACCGGUUUGCAGACCGAAAUUGAGGACGCGCGGGAAAAGUGCGAGACUCUGUCGGCCGAGAUGCAGGAGACUCAGAAUAAGAUUCGCCGCAAACAUGAGCAGGCAAAUAGUUUCCUUCAAAUUGUUCAGAACCUCGGUAACAAGAAGGAACAACUGGAGUACAGGCAAGACGCCGUCAACGAGCUGAAACAGGCGUUCCACGAACUUCAUGAGGACGACGCAUCUCUUCAGACUGCACUCGCUCAAUACGAAGAAAGCAUGGAGCGAUACCGAGAAGAAGCAGAGCAGAGCAAGGCCAAGUACAGCGACUUGCAACAGGAAUUGUCCGACUCCCGCCAGAACUUAUCCACAAGACUUGCUGAACAGGGUAAACAUCAGUCGGACAAGGAUAAAUAUGAGCGGCAAGUAAAAGCCCGCAUGCAGGUGGUGCAAGAAGCCGCAGCUGCACACGGCUUCCGAGGAUACGACAGUGACUUGACAGAACAGCACGUCAAGUCUUUCAAUGAGAAAAUCCAGAAACUUCUGGCGGAGAAGAAACGAGACCUUGAGCGUUUGCAGAAGGAAAACGCCGCAGAGCUGGAUGGGGCAACUGGAGUAAUUACGGAGCUGGAGGGUCGAAAAGCUGCUAGAACCCAGGACCGCGUGUCGGCGAAGCAACGUAUCGGAGCCAUUGAAAAGCGCACCAGUGUCCUGCAAAAUGAAGCCACUCUCAUUGACGUUGACGAGGGGGCCAAGGCCAUCUUGGAUGGCCAGCUGGAAGAUAUAUGCGGACGUUUUACCAGGGCCCAGACCCAGAUGGAACAGGCCAACUGGGACAAGCAGAUUUCUGACGAAAACGACAGAUUAUGGCAACUCGAAACCGAGAACGAGAAGCUUGGACGAGAACUAGUCGAAUGCACUCGUCUUGCUUCCGAAAGAGCACAACUUGAUUAUAGGAAGAAGGAAGUCGCAGACAGAAAACGGAAACUCGAGACACUAACUACUACAUGGAAAUCUAAGCUUGCUGCGGCAAUCGGCGAUGAAUGGGAGCUUGACACAUUGGAAGCAAAAUUCCAGACAGUUGUGACCCAGCAAAACAAGGCACUCCAAGACGCUCGCCGCAGUCUGGAGCAAAUCAAGCAGAAACACCAGAAAUUCGAAUACAGGCUCAAAAAUGCCAAGGAGUCCCAAGAGUCCAAGUCCCUAGACGCGGAAACGUGCAGGAAACAAGUGGUGGCUGCUCUCCACGAGGUGCGAGACGGCGCAACCAUUGAUGACUAUAACGAAGAGGUUGGAUCGGUGGAACAACAGGUCGAAGACCUCCGUAAUGAGCUGAGUCUAUUUGAUGCACUUGUAGACUAUUACAACAAGUGCAAGCGAAUGCUGCAGUCGAAGAAGCGCUGUUUGCUCUGCGAGCGACAUUUCGACGAUGGUCAAAGCGCUAGUCUGGACCGUCUUAGCAAAAAGAUUGAGAAGAACCUCGACCCCAAGGGCAAGGUUGACGUGGAGAAGGACCUAAAGGAAACCAUGACUACCCUGGAUUCGCUUCGCUCAGUUCGAUCUAGCUAUGACACAUAUAAGCGACUUCUUACAGAGCUUCCGUCUAUACGUGAGGAGUGCAAGGCGGUUGAGAGCGAGUGUGACGCUCUUGAACGGCAACUAGAAGAGCAGGAGUCAAGAGUUGCUGGUGAGGACGCGCGAGUGCGCGACUUGGAUGACAUGUCCAAGACUGUUUCAAGCAUCUCCCAGCUCAUGAAAGACAUUCAAGACUCCGAGAGUCAGGUAGAGCGCAUCAUGUCACAACAGCUGUCUGGCGGCGGCGCCACUCGAAGUGUUGAAGAGAUACAUGAGGUGCAGGCUAGCCUUGGGGAACAAAUGAGGGCAUUGAAAAACCGGGUGGCCAAACUGACCACGGAUAGACAACGUAUGAAGGACCAACUAGGCUCUUUGGAGCUUGAAAGAAGCGAACUCAGAAACAAGAUUGGACGAGCGGUUGGACAGUUGGACAAGAAAAAUGAUAUCCAGAAUCAAAUACAGGCCCUCAGAGACGACAUGGCCCAUCAGCGGGAGACUAUCCAACGCGCAGACGAGGAGCUUGACAAGGUGGAGCCCAGCAUCGUAGAUGCCCGAUCCGCUCGUGACGAAACUCUGCGAAGAGGCCGGGCCAAGGAGCAAGUGAUUAUCGACGAACGGGACGCGAUUGCCAACUCUGUCAGCGAAAUCAAAAUGCUCGAUAAUGACAUACAGGACUACAACGACCAAGGGGGACCCUCAAACUUGGCAUCUAAUCAGCGGGCAAUAGCAGCCUUGGAAAAGUCUAUCAGCAACACUGAAAAGGACAUUGCGGACCUGACUGUUCGCGCAAAUAAGUUGAAGCAAGAUAUUGACAGCGGUGACCGCAUGAAGAAAAACAUAAGCGACAAUCUCCACUACCGGAAACACCUGCGACAGUUGGAAGUUCUCCGGCGCGAGAUUGAAGAACUCGAGGAGCGCAACGCUCACGAAGAUUACGAACGGCUGCAAAGUGAAGCCCGCAGCCUUGAGAAUCAGUCCAACCGCCUGCUCGCUGAACGAGGAUCCGUCAUGGGCACCAUGAAGACCAAGGAUGAAGAACUAGGCAGGCUGCUACAAGAGUGGGAGAUGGACUACAAGGGGGCCAAACAAAAGUACCGCGAGUCCCAUAUCCGCGUCGAAACCACCAAAGCCGCCAUCGAAGAUCUAGCCCAGUGCGGAGCGGCCGUCGACAAGGCCGUGAUGCAAUUCCACUCCAUGAAGAUGGCAGAAAUCAACCGCAUCGCGGGCGAACUCUGGCAGUCCACGUACCAGGGCACCGACAUUGACACGAUUCUCAUACGUUCCGACAACGAGUCGACCUCGGGAAAGCGCAACUACAACUACCGUCUCUGCAUGGUCAAACAAGACACGGAAAUGGACAUGCGCGGCCGCUGCUCGGCCGGCCAAAAGGUCCUCGCGAGCAUCAUUAUCCGCCUCGCCCUUGCAGAGUCAUUCGGCGUAAACUGCGGGCUGAUUGCCCUCGACGAGCCGACCACCAACCUGGACCGCGACAACAUCAAGAGCCUGGCCGAGUCUCUUCACAUGAUUAUCAAGACGAGGCAGGCGCAGAGUAACUUUCAGCUUAUUGUUAUUACGCACGACGAGGAGUUUCUAAGACACAUGCGGUGCAGUGAUUUCUGUGACAGCUUCUUCCGUGUCAAGCGAGACGCAACUCAGAAUAGCGUCAUUGUCAGGGAGAGCAUCACAAAGAUAUUUUGA